This is a messenger RNA of Etheostoma spectabile (orangethroat darter), 1053 nucleotides long. RefSeq lists its product as uncharacterized. The record is from RefSeq and is a predicted model, not a curated record. The annotation marks the transcript as partial. The transcript has 6 exons. Lineage: Eukaryota; Metazoa; Chordata; Actinopteri; Perciformes; Percidae.
GUGUAACAGUAACACAUGUAUUAGGACGUGCAUCUGUCUCAUUGGUUCGUGCUGCAGCCACUUCCCGUGUUAAAGGCGUGAGCAACUUAAAGACAGACCGUGAGACGGAGAAUACGCUCAGUUCAGUUUUUCAGUUGGUCAAGAUGUCUGCAGACGCUGUCGCUGCGCCACGUUUGAGCCUGAAUGUGAGAUAUAACAGAAACGUCCAAGAGACCAGCGGAGAGGAAGAGGAGAGUCAGGUGGAGAUCUUAGAGGAGGAAGAGCAUCACGCUGAUCUCGGGCCACAAAGAGCCGGACCACACACUCAAAACAAGCCUGCAGCCAACAACAGAAGGCGUCUCAAAGCUGCUGCAGUGACUCUGGGAGGGUUUUAUCUUCUGAUAUUGGCUGCACUCUUCAUUCGCUACACUUUGCUGCAGACCAGAUACGACCAACUGAGCAACAACUACACUCAGUUACAGGAGGAAGUAAAUCAGCUGAAGGACAGAACUAAAGUCACUUUGCUGCAGACCAGAUACGACCAACUGAGCAACAACUACACUCAGUUAAAGGAUGAAGUAAAGCAGCUGAAGGACAGAAUUAAAGUUCUUAAAGUCUGUCCUGAUGGAUGGACGAGAUCUGGAUGCAGGUGUUACUUUAAAUCUAAAGAGAAGAAGAAUUGGGAUGACAGCUUAGCUGACUGUAAGAAGAUAGGAGCAGAUCGGUUGUCAUUGACAACGACGAGGAACAGACAGUGGAGAUGGGGCAGAAGCGGCAGGACUUUGGAGACCGGAGGAGAUGGAAGAAGCUCAGGGACAGAGUUCUUCGGGCGGGAAGGCACCGAGCUCUGCCGAUCGGUCACGCCAGACUUAGCCGGCGUUGAGCUGCAAGGUUUGUGGCGAGUCCUUCAAGAGGAUCAGUCACCUGACCACGCACGCUUCGACACACCUGAGAGACUGCGGCCUGUGUGGGAAGCGCCUGGAGCACACGGCGAGCCUGAAGCUCCACCUGCGCGUCCACCCGGACACGGUGUUCUGCUGCGGCGUCUGGACGGGCAAAGCAUGGAAAGUGGAG